UACCGGCGUUGGUCCCGUUCGUCGCCGUUUGCGCGCGCCAGCGUCGUCACUGUCGUCAGUAGACACACGACACACUCACUACCCGACUCGUGACACGUACGGCGUACGACGCACGUUACACACGUACGUAUUCGCGUAGUCACGCGUACACGGGCACAGGUUCGCGCGUGUGUGUGCAUUCCUGCUGGUUUCGCCACGGCGGCAGUGCGGCAGUCAAGCAUCGACGAUGACAACGGAGACUCGGUAACGCGUGCUUCGUCGGUAUAGAAAGGGGGCAUGAACUUUGCACAGCGAAAAAGAAACGAUAAGCGACGACGACGACGACGACGACGACGAGUCAUCGUCGCAACAAAGAAUGGCGCUCGAAAGGACGAACGGGAACAGCAGUGGAAAUUACUUGAGAAACGUACCGAACAUCAAUCAGCUGACCAGCGAUUCGUUCGCGAACGAUGAAAAGGACGGUGGACGAACUGGUAAUACCUCCUCAUCCUCCUCCCCCAGCAUACCGAACGGACCGCCAACGACACCGUAUCCUUCGAUCGCGUAUCAAUCAGGACAGAAUCCUCCUCCACCGGUGCCUCCACGCCAGCCAGCACUACAAAACAACUACUGGGGAUACAACUCGUCGUGGUCGGGUCCUAAUCAUUACGGCGGGUACGGCGGUGGAUUCGGUCAUGGCAGUCAAUACAGAGGAUUCGGAGGAUCGGGUGGAUACAGCAGUUGGUACAGUCCUCCUUACCUCGGUUACAACGGUAACAAUAACAAUUACGGACCGUUGAGCACGCACAGCGGCAACGCGGAAAACAGGUUCUUUCAUUACAUCGAGGCGAACGUCAGACCAACCUUUCAAUCGAUCGAAACGGUCGUACACACAUUCUCGUCGAUGACGAUGCUGUUGGAAUCGACGUACUUGGCUCUGACAAAUUCGUUCAGAGCGAUCUUAAGCGUCGCCGAGAGCGUAGGAAAAUUGCGUUCCACGAUAAAUCAAUUAUUCAGUACGUUCGCGAUGAUCAGAUUCGUGAAAUGGUUGUACAGGAAGAUCGUACGUACCGCCGGUCUGGGCAGCCAAGGCAGCCGGCGAUUCGAUUCGACGGACGAAGAACUGUGGGAGAAAUCCUUGGCAAAGAUGGGUAACGACCGAAACGCAAAGAACUCUUCCUUCUGGUCCGGUCUGUUGACGUUCACCGUGUUCAUCGCGAUACCUUACAUGAUCCACAAGAUCGCGAGCAGCGUAAGAGCCGCAGAAGCAGAAGCAGAAGCAGGUAGCGUCGUCGCGGAUCCAAAAACGUGGUACGAAAGCGAGGAACCCACGCACGUGGCGACGGUGUUGUACGACUUCGCGGCCGUCAACAACGACGAACUCAGCGUGAAGGCCGGUCAAAAGAUCUGCCUCGCACCCAAGUCGUUGCAACCGAAACAGACGCCAGGAUGGUGCAGAGCCACCGACAACACGAACGUCGGUCUUGUUCCUUACAAUUACAUAAAAAUCCUAGGACAGUUGAAGAGAGUGAAGCGAAGCGACGACGACGCAACGGCAGGCUCUCCGGCGGCGGCGGCCGCAAGGGACGAAGCAAAAUCACGUACCAACGGAAAUCCAAGUUCCAAACAGCAGCAGGACAGUAAAACGGGCCUCGAGACCGGAGAGACGGACGACCGAUCCUCUGAUCGAUCGUCGUCGGAAAAGGGCGGAAAAUAGGCAGUAGCGACAGACACAGCCGGAACGUUCGACGUUCAUCAGACGGGAAGACGGGACAUCGCAACCUCGGCCGGGUACGGACGUCGACCGACAUCGUGCAGGCAGGGCGCAGUACGUCCUCGGCAGUGGGGGGUUGGGUCAAAGCACGUACAGGCGUAGCCGACCGUCGGAACACGUAGAGUACGAUACGAAAUAAAAGAGAAAAACAAACGA
Ceratina calcarata is the source of this 1909-nucleotide messenger RNA. RefSeq names its product peroxisomal biogenesis factor 13 (gene Pex13). The coding region runs from base 356 to 1696 and encodes 446 amino acids. The transcript is spliced from 5 exons. Gene Ontology annotation, cellular component: peroxisome; peroxisomal importomer complex; peroxisomal membrane. NCBI's taxonomy places the organism in Eukaryota, Metazoa, Arthropoda, Insecta, Hymenoptera, Apidae. The record is from RefSeq and is a predicted model, not a curated record. Gene Ontology annotation, biological process: protein import into peroxisome matrix, docking. Gene Ontology annotation, molecular function: protein binding.